UUUGUGUGUGGGAGGAACACGGAUCCAUCAUGGGUACCCACUGUGAUCCUUCCCCGCAGAUUAACCCGGGCUUUACCCUCCGGGUGUUUGCUCUCCUGUGUUUCCUGGAGAUGUCCGGCUCUCAGGAGAUUUACGCGCCGCACUCCAUCCGCGUGGAGGGCGACGUGACGCUGGGGGGGCUGUUCCCGGUGCACGCGCGGGGGGUCCCGGGGAUCCCGUGCGGGGACAUCAAGAAGGAGAACGGCAUCCACCGACUGGAGGCCAUGAUGUACGCCCUGGACCAGAUCAACGGCGACGAGGAGCUGCUGCCCAACGUCACGCUGGGCGCGCGGAUCCUGGACACGUGCUCGCGGGACACGUACGCCCUGGAGCAGUCGCUGACGUUCGUGCAGGCGCUGAUCCAGAAGGACACGUCGGACGUGCGGUGCACCAACGGGGAGCCGCCGGUGUUCGUCAAGCCCGAGAAGGUGGUGGGGGUGGUGGGGGCCUCCGCCAGCUCCGUGUCCAUCAUGGUGGCCAACAUCCUGCGCCUCUUCCAGAUUCCUCAGAUCAGCUACGCGUCCACGGCCCCGGAGCUGAGCGACGACCGGCGCUACGACUUCUUCUCCCGCGUGGUCCCUCCAGACAGCUUCCAGGCGCAGGCCAUGGUGGACAUCGUCAAGGCGAUGGGCUGGAACUACGUCUCCACCGUGGCGUCCGAGGGCAGCUAUGGUGAGAAGGGCGUGGACGCCUUCAUGCAGCUCUCCAGAGAAGCAGGUGGAAUCUGUAUUGCUCAGUCUCUGAAGAUCCCUCACCACCACAAAGCAUCCGACUUCGAUAAAAUCAUCCGUCUGCUGCUGGACACGCACCACGCCCGGGCCGUCAUCCUCUUCGCCUCCGACGAGGAUAUCAGGGGUAUCCUGAAUGCCAGUAAGCGAGCGGACCAGGUGGGUCACUUCCUCUGGAUCGGCUCGGACAGCUGGGGCGCCAAAAACAGUCCCAUCAUCCAGCUGGAGGACGCCGCCAUGGGCGCCGUCACCAUCCUGCCCAAGAGAGCCACCAUCAGAGAUGUGACACCGGCCGGCCUGCUCUCAUCCCGCUGUUCCCUGGAAACGGCGGCGGUGUCGGCGUCCCCAGGGACCGCCGGGUUCGACACGUACUUCACGUCGCGGACGCUGGAGAACAACCGGAGGAACGUUUGGUUCGCCGAGUACUGGGAGGAGAACUUCAACUGCAAACUGAUGAGCUCCUCCAAGAAAGACGAGAGCAGCAGGAAGUGUACAGGUCAGGAGCGGAUCAGCAUUGACUCCAAGUACGAGCAGGAGGGAAAGGUGCAGUUUGUGAUCGACGCGGUGUACGCCAUGGCGCACGCUCUGCACAACAUGCAGCGGGACCUGUGUCCCGAAAACUCGGGCAUCUGCCCCGACAUGGACCUGGCCGGGGGGAAGAAACUACUCAAGUACAUCCGCAGCGUCAGCUUCAACGGAAGCGCCGGCACUUCAGUGACGUUCAACCGUAACGGCGACGCCCCCGGGCGCUACGAUCUGUUCCAGUACCAGUGGAACAACGUCUCCGGGCCGGGGUACCGCGUCAUCGGACAGUGGACCGAGACGCUGCAGCUCAAGGUGGAGGAGAUGCAGUGGCCUGGCGGCAAGCAGGACAUCCCCAGCUCCGUGUGCAGCCUUCCCUGUAGGACGGGCGAGAGGAAGAAGGUGGUGAAAGGCAUGCCGUGCUGCUGGCAUUGCGAGCCCUGCGACGGGUACCAGUACCAGCACGACGAGUUCACCUGCAAGCUGUGCUCCUACGACAUGCGCCCCGACGCCAACCGCACCGCAUGCCAGCCCAUCCCCAUCACCAAGCUGGAGUGGCACUCACCCUGGGCUGUGAUCCCCGUGUUCCUGGCCAUGAUCGGCAUCAUCGCUACCAUCUUUGUCAUGGCUACGUUUGUACGGUACAACGACACGCCGAUCGUCCGGGCGUCCGGCCGCGAGCUGAGCUACGUGCUUCUGACUGGGAUAUUUUUAUGCUACAUCAUUACCUUCCUAAUGAUCGCUAAGCCAGAUGUUGGCGUGUGCUCGUUCCGAAGGAUUUUCCUGGGUUUAGGCAUGUGCAUCAGCUAUGCCGCCCUCCUCACCAAAACCAACCGCAUCUACCGAAUCUUCGAGCAGGGCAAGAAGUCGGUGACGGCUCCGCGGCUGAUCAGCCCCACCUCGCAGCUGGCGAUCACCUCCAGUCUGAUCUCGGUGCAGCUGUUGGGCGUGUUCGUCUGGUUCGUGGUGGAUCCGCCCAACACGCUCGUAGACUACGACGAGCAGAAGACCUUCAACCCGGAUCUGGCUCGAGGCGUGUUGAAGUGUGACAUCACGGAUCUGCAGAUCAUCUGUUCGUUGGGUUACAGUAUCCUGUUGAUGGUGACGUGUACUGUGUACGCCAUAAAGACCCGCGGGGUCCCGGAGAACUUUAACGAGGCCAAGCCCAUCGGGUUCACCAUGUACACCACCUGCAUCGUUUGGCUGGCAUUUAUACCUAUCUUCUUCGGCACGGCGCAGUCUGCGGAAAAGCUGUACAUCCAGACGACCACACUGACCAUCUCCAUGAACCUGAGUGCGUCCGUGGCUCUCGGGAUGCUCUACAUGCCCAAAGUUUACGUCAUCAUCUUCCACCCGGAGCUCAACGUGCAGAAGAGGAAGCGCUCCUUCAAGGCCGUGGUCACCGCCGCCACCAUGUCAUCCCGACUCUCCCACAAAGCCAGCGAGCGACCCAACGGCGAGGCCAAGACGGAGCUGUGUGAGAACGUCGACGCCAACAGUCCAGCAGAAAAGAAGAAAUUCGUGAGCUACAACGACCUUGUGAUCUAACAGCAUCCAAGAGAGACUGAACAGAGAGAAAGAAAGGUCUCCUGCCCUGCUGGCUAAAAAGCAAAGAAAGAAAGGAUGUUUUUCUGUUGUUUAGUUGUUUGGUCUCAUGUGCUUCAUUGCCCACACAGACUUUCAGAUGCUGAAGCAAAGCAUUGUGGGACUGCCCUGUGGACAAAGACUUACGGCACCAAACAUUCACUAAGACAGACAAAGAGAAGCGAGGACACAAAGAGAGCGAAGACGGGUUCAAAAAAAUACGUGAGGAUGUUCAGAAAAUAAAAAAUAAAUCACUUUUUGUCCGUGAGGAUAAACAUGGCAGACAUCUUGCAGCCUCACACGGGGCACCACUUUGUUUCUCUCUCUGCCGUUGAUGUCAAACGUAGCCGCCGUCUCGGCCGGUCGUGACCUUUCUACGGAGCCCGCCUCCUGUUGUCUUUUAAUGUACUUCCAAACUGCAAGUUUUCCAACCUUCCUGUCCUCCCUUGUGUGGUUCUUAAUGGCUUCUAUGUUACUUUGGUUGUUGGUUUUCUUUCUUUUCUUUUAAAGAUGACAAUGGUUAUUACGUCGAUGAUGAUGAUGAUGAAUCUGUUUUGCUCUUUGCUGCUUGGAUGCACAUUGUUUUUUUUUUAUUAAAGCCAUAUUCUUUGCUUUGAGAUUUUGAGGGCUUUGCUCACGCUGCCGGCUGGGAUCUGAUUGUUGCCACUUAAAAAUGUCCUUAAAGACCCUGAAAACAUGUUUUCUCAACCGGCUUCUUACUGAGAGGGAUGGGAUCCUAUUUUCAGAAACACUUUAGAUCACAGCGCGAUGAUGAAGUACAGCGGUUUUUAAAGUUUCAGAGUUCGACUCUUUCAUUUCGAUGGUACAUUCUGAGCUUUAGUAAACAUGGUGUGACAUGAAAAAGGUUCAUAUUAAAGGGAUAGUUCAGAUCUUUUGAAGUGUAGUUAUACGGUAAGUUAGUUAAUUAGGUAUGUUACAGUAGUUCAGUUUACGACAGGGACCUGAAACUGUUCUCUCUGCCAUUUUACCUCGCAGAACACGGGAGUUGCUGCUCUACCACUGCCUCUAUCGGCUAGUUUUUUUAGUUUCAACUGUCCCUUUAAUGGAUGUUGUCUCUCAUGUUGUCUUACUUCUAUCUGGGUGAUGUAAACAGGAAGAAGUAUAAUGAUUACCUUGAUACUGGAGAGUUCUGCAGCCUCUUUUUUUCUCAAAUUUUGUGUGUUACGUCUGUGUGUUUAGAUUUCACAGAGUUAUGACUCGGAGAAGGAGUGUGAUUUUUGACGCAGAUUGUAGCAGUUGGGUGCUUAAGUAUUUUAAAGGUGCAGGAAACUCAAAAUCAGGCACUUGUGACUUUGUAGGUGUUAAUUACGCAUGUUGUCUUGCCAUGAGCUCUUGGGAAUGUCAAUGUUGUUGUUUUCUACCUAAAUGUCGUCCUCUUUGUUAUCUGCUUCAGACGUUGGUUUUAAGCCCUCUUUGGCAACGUUUCUUAAAGGGAAAAACAUGUGUGCAGCGCCUCAAAGAAGCUUCCAGUAACUUCAAGUCCUUAAUCUCCUCAAUGAUCUGCGUCUCUGCUCCGAAUGCUGGUGAACAGUAGAUGCUAGAUCGCACCUGAUAUACGUGUCAACGCCAACACGGGCAAACUGCGCAG
Molecule: messenger RNA, 4482 nt
Organism: Sander lucioperca (pikeperch)
Lineage: Eukaryota; Metazoa; Chordata; Actinopteri; Perciformes; Percidae
Product: metabotropic glutamate receptor 7-like
Exons: 11
Coding region: 30-2837 (935 amino acids)
Biological process (GO): regulation of synaptic transmission, glutamatergic; G protein-coupled glutamate receptor signaling pathway
Cellular component (GO): membrane
Molecular function (GO): group III metabotropic glutamate receptor activity
Source: RefSeq, a predicted model, not a curated record